Ruditapes philippinarum (Manila clam) is the source of this 957-nucleotide messenger RNA. RefSeq lists its product as uncharacterized. Gene Ontology annotation, molecular function: enzyme activator activity. The record is from RefSeq and is a predicted model, not a curated record. NCBI's taxonomy places the organism in Eukaryota, Metazoa, Mollusca, Bivalvia, Venerida, Veneridae. Bases 97 to 843 code for a protein of 248 amino acids. Gene Ontology annotation, biological process: lipid catabolic process; digestion. The transcript has 5 exons. Gene Ontology annotation, cellular component: extracellular region.
AGUGCAUGCUUGAUUGAAAUAUUAAAAUGUCACAUGACUUUAAAGAACGUGUCACCUUUGACUGAUAAGGGAAAUAAAUAGAGAAAGUGCGAUAAAAUGGCGGAUGGCAUACAUCUAAACAUUUUAAUUUCUCUAUGUUUUAUAGCCACUUAUGGGCUAUGGGUGAACACGGGGAUCCGCGCUGCGCCACCAAAGAGCGUUGAAAUGCAAUACCUGUUGGAUGCACACAGCUUUCCUGAUGGGGUCACAUGUAAAACGCAAUCAGACUGUCCGAACGCUAUGUGUUGCGUUCAUAACCCUUUGACUAAACCUGACACAAACAAACGGUUUGUGUUCGGCCAGUAUUCUGACCACGACCAUGGCUUCUGUCGGAGGGCAAGAAGGUUUAAUGAAAGUUGUUAUCCUUUGAGUCAUGAUUCCGCAAACCCGGAGUUGUACGACUACUUUUGUCCAUGCGAGAGUGGUCUGGACUGUCGGGGCUUAGUCGUUCAUGAAACAGAAACAAAAAUAAUUCAUCGAUAUCCGACAUGUCAAUCACCUGAAUCGAAUUUGCUAGAUAAUGGUCCAACGCCGAGUGGGGUAGCAUGUUCGAGUGACGGAGAAUGUGGGUCCGGAAUGUGUUGUGUAAGGUACCCAAGGUCAAGAAAACGGCAGCAAAGCUCAUACAAUGGCUAUUGUAGAAACGAGGGGAAACUUAAUGAAACAUGCGAUCGUCACGAUUUUGGUACACAUGAUUUCCACUGUCCAUGCCAGUCUGGCCUGGAAUGCCGCGGUGCCUCCGUGCUACAUUUCAAUCACCAAACAGUUCACGAAGGCACUGUCUGUCUGCCACCGGCAUCAUAAAGCAUGCUUAGUCUAGAAGAAAUAAAUUCAUUAUAAAUGUUUUUAAUUAUCAAAAAAAAUUUAAUGGACCAAAAACUGUUGAUAAUAUGUCUAAUAAAAUUAAGUAGAGAUCGA